CUAAAAACCACAGUUUUCCAUCUUACAUGCAGAUGUAUUUUCGCUUCUGUCUUUUCUCGGGUUGUGGAGGAGAAAAACUGCUUCUUUAAAAAUUUAUUUAACAUUAAUAUUACUCACUUGAAAAGAAGCAAACCAUCAUACAUAGUGAUUCAGAUUCAUUCUCAGAUAUACAUAUAGAGCACUAGAUUGCACUUAAUUCCUUUCCUACUGGAAUUUCCUGAACACAGUGACUAUAAAUGAAGCAGGAUAAAUCAAAUUGAGGAUAGAAUGCUCUCCAGCCAAUUUCAAGCUGAACAGAUUAGAAAUUGUUCAAGAAGUCAUCAUUUCUUUGGUUCUUGGCAAACUAGGGGUGGAGGGCUGCUAUGUCUAAUAAGAAAUUUCAGCUCCAAGAGUCAGAGCAGGAGCAAGAUAAACCUGAUAGUCCAUUUGACAUCUUCACUAAUCUAGAAAGAAAUGACUUAAGUGAUAAUCCAUCCAGGAAAGAAACUUCCAGCACACCUCUUCCUAAUUCAGAUACAACUGGAGGAGAGUCAAACAGCAAAUCCUCAAGUUAUUUUAUAGCCCUUGAUUCAUCUAUUGAAAAUCUGCAAGAAAGAGCCCAGCAAAUAAUUGAUAAGAUGAAUGAGAAGCGUAAGGAAGACCAAGUGCUCAUGAACAAUUUCCGAGAAGGUCUUUUGAUGAAGGUUUCAAGCUUGGCAGAGAAGUUGGAGGAAAGCAUGUUCCCUGUCUAUGAUCAUCAUAACAAGCUCAUUCAAGAUAAAAUCCAAGAGCUUUACCAGAUCAUGGAGAGGAUCAAACAAAUUGAAACAGAGCUCAGGAAGGUCUGUCACACUGUGGAGAUGUUAUAUAAAGACCUGUGUGAGCAGUCUGAAUUGUGAUUGCAUGGAGAGAGAAAAAGUUGGGGAACAGUGUUACAUGUCCUUUUGCAUCAUUGGUGAAUGUAAUGGAUAUAUGCUUACUUGGUACCCCAAGCCCCUGUAACCUGAGUUCUGACUGUUUUUGUUGUUCUGAAUUUGUUACUUGUUUUAAAAAUACUUUUAAAAAAUAAUGAAGGUGGGAAAAGGAAGAACGUAUUUAAACUGAAAGGAAAAAAUUGAAUCCCAGUUAUCAGGAUCAAACUAGACAUGAUCUUAUUAUAUAGCAGAUUUUUGUUAAAUAGCUAAAGUGGAAGGGUGGGGUAGCAGGAUUGGGACCACUGAAUGGCAGGAGAGUGCCUUUACUCCUUUGCCCUUGCCACAGGCCUGGCACUUUGUUCGUCAUUCUUUGCUUGUGUGUACAAGUCGAGUUAUUCAAGGGUGAAAACUCAAUAAAAUUGGAAAUAUAUUAGCAUGAAAAA
This is a messenger RNA of Podarcis raffonei (Aeolian wall lizard), 1336 nucleotides long. It is a transcript of the gene SYCE2, whose product is annotated as synaptonemal complex central element protein 2. Gene Ontology annotation, biological process: synaptonemal complex assembly. Bases 363 to 878 code for a protein of 171 amino acids. The record is from RefSeq and is a predicted model, not a curated record. Gene Ontology annotation, cellular component: central element. The transcript is spliced from 4 exons. NCBI's taxonomy places the organism in Eukaryota, Metazoa, Chordata, Lepidosauria, Squamata, Lacertidae.